AUGGAGCACUUCCGUCUAUUGAUAUUUCAUCAAUCUGUAGCCGAGGGCAAAGCCUCUGCCCUCACGCAUUUAAUGGGUUGGAUUAAAGAUACUAAUUUUGGUGAUGAUGUGGUCUCUUUUUUAGUAACUGGUUGCUUAACUGGUAAUCUUGCAAUCGUCUUAGCUAAUAAACUACUGCCUAAUUCAAACACCGUUUCCUCCUUUUUUAUCAAUUGUGAAGUCACCCAACAAAAAUGUUGA
Messenger RNA from Echinococcus granulosus, 240 nucleotides. RefSeq lists its product as hypothetical. Bases 1 to 240 code for a protein of 79 amino acids. The record is from RefSeq and is a predicted model, not a curated record. The transcript has 2 exons. Lineage: Eukaryota; Metazoa; Platyhelminthes; Cestoda; Cyclophyllidea; Taeniidae.